GCGGACGAGAGUCCUAUGGCAAAGUCACGGCGUGAGGCUGGAGGGGACGCGGGGAACCGCUGCCAACGGAGCUCCACGCCGGGCACCUCCAGGGCACUGCAGUGGGGCACGCAGUGGCACGAGGUGACAGGAGGCCUGGGGACACGGAGGGUCGUGAAUCCGAUCAUCAAAGCCGUCAUCGGGAGCGGCGUCGCAACAGGAGUGGCUCUCGUGGGCGUCCCGUUGACUAUUUGGUCCUUGGGCUUCACGGCUGCCGGCAUCACCGCGGGAUCCAUCGCGGCCAAGAUGAUGUCGGCUGCGGCCAUCGCCAACGGCGGCGGAGUGGCUGCGGGCAGCGUCGUGGCCGUGCUGCAGUCGGUCGGAGCCGUCGGACUCUCUAUUGGUGCCAAACUCGGCUUGGCCUCCGUGUUCGGGCCGGUCGGUGCGUUGAUCGGUUCGAAAAUCCCUUAAAGGAUGGGUGGCAAAGGCCAGAAACGCCCGAGAUACGGCACAGCUGCUACUGCGUCAUCACACCCCCCCCCCAUCCCCCCAUCCCCCCAGCGAUGAGCACUUGAGAGCAAUAAAGACGCUGCAAAGGA
Messenger RNA from Coturnix japonica (Japanese quail), 578 nucleotides. NCBI's taxonomy places the organism in Eukaryota, Metazoa, Chordata, Aves, Galliformes, Phasianidae. The record is from RefSeq and is a predicted model, not a curated record.